UGUACUUAUCAUGAGAUAAAUGCGUAUGUUAAGUGUCUUUUUCAUAAUGUCUGAUUUUGCAUCUUAAAUAAAUGUACCUGAACAUGUCCAAUUAUUGUAAACAUCAGAUAGAUCUGGGACGACUUAUUCAAGAGACAAUGCAGCACGUAGGACUGACACUAAACCAGUCUGAAACGGCAGUCGUUAGGGCGCCUGCCUUUUUCGAGAAAAUUGGGACUCUUCUUGCUAGUUAUUCACCAAGAGUGUUGGCUAAUUAUGUUUUGAGUAGACAAGUUAUAGAGAAAACAAUGUUUCUUCCUAAAGUAAUCAGAAAUAUCAGGUUCAAAUACAUGGAGGCGUUAUAUGGGUCGGUAACUGAACCUCCUCGGUGGCAGACCUGCUCAGAUCAUGUUAAAUACAGGCUACCAGAAGUUGUUGGUCGGCUUUUUGUCAAAGAGGCUUUUAAGAAUGGAUCAAGAACAGACGUAUUAGAUUUAAUAAGCAACCUCCGGACAUCUUUUAAAGUUAUGAUUGGCAACUUAAAAUGGAUGGACAAUGCAACAAAAGAGGUUGCUAAAGAAAAGGUCGAUCAUAUGACGUCAAGAAUAGGAUAUUCGGACAUAAUUUACAACAAUACUGCACUUAACGAACUGUACGUAAAUUAUACAAUAACUAAAGAUAAUCCGAUGAAAACACUUAUAAACUUUGGUCAAGCUGCAGUCAUAAGACAACUUCUAAAUCUACGAAAAAAUGUUAACAAAGAAAGAUGGCACAUGUCUCCGGCCACAGUUAAUGCCUACUAUGAAAUGGAAGCCAAUCAAAUAACGUUUCCAGCAGCCAUACUUCAACCACCAUUCUAUUCUUUUGAUCAGCCAGCAUAUCUGAAUUAUGGUGGUAUAGGCUAUGUGAUUGGACAUGAAAUAACACAUGGUUUUGAUGAAGUAGGUAGACAUUACGACAAAGCUGGUGCUUUAAACAGUUGGUGGUCCGAAACAAAUGCUGCAAAUUUUAAAGCUCGGGCCCAGUGCUUCAUGGACCAGUACAACAAUUUUACCAUUCAGGAAACGGGAAACUCGACAACUUCAGGUAUAAAGUCCCAGGGUGAGAACAUAGCUGACAACGGCGGUAUCAGACAAAGUUUUUACGCUUACCGUGAAUGGGUAAGAACCAGUCGGAGAGGAAAAGAAGAAGAAAGUCUACCAGGGAUGAACUACACACCAAAUCAACUUUUCUUUCUUAAUGCAGCACAGAUUUGGUGUGAGAAAAUUAGAGAUCAUGCAAAGGUUGAGAGAUUAUUAACCGGUAGUCAUGCAAUAAAUAUGUUCAGGGUAUACGGACCGUUACAGAAUUUUGACGAGUUUUCUCAUGCCUGGAACUGCUCCGCUGGAUCUUUUAUGAACCCGUCAAACAAAUGCUCAGUUUGGUAGGAAUUUAGAGAGCCAAUACAGUAGCAUUAGAAUAA
Molecule: messenger RNA, 1441 nt
Organism: Ruditapes philippinarum (Manila clam)
Lineage: Eukaryota; Metazoa; Mollusca; Bivalvia; Venerida; Veneridae
Product: neprilysin-like
Exons: 14
Coding region: 72-1406 (444 amino acids)
Biological process (GO): protein processing
Cellular component (GO): plasma membrane
Molecular function (GO): metalloendopeptidase activity
Source: RefSeq, a predicted model, not a curated record